AUGAAUAAAUUAUUCAAUAAUUUAAAUAAAUCAAAAUUAUUAUUUAUUAAUAAUAAUUUUAAAAAUAGUUUUAAUAAUAUAAAAAAAUUUUAUAAUAAUCAGUCCACCACCACCACAUCUACAUUUAAUAAUAAAAAUACUAGUAUUUUAUUUAAAAAUAAACAAUCACAACAAGUAUUUAAUUUUUCAACAACAAAUUCAAACCUAUCAUCAUCAACAACAAUAUCAACAAAAACAUCAGAAAUGAAACCAGAAACAAAUGAGUUUAUGUACAUUGGUAAACGUGAUGAAUUUUUUGAAAAAGAAAUAUUUUCAGAUUUUAAUAAAAGUAAUCCAAAUUCAAAUUAUUAUACUUUUAAAUUUCAAACUGCAGAUGCAACAAUUAAUGAAAAAGAAAUUUUAGAAUCAAUUAAAAAUGAACCAAAAAAUAAUUUCUAUUAUCAACAAUUAGGUGCACAUAUCGGAGUUAAUGGUACUACAAUACUAAAUGGUAAAGUUGUAGAUACAUUGGAUUUAUAUUUAAUACAAGUUGAAAAUAAUCCAAGAGAGAGAAAUGUAUUUUUUAGUCUUUUUGUAUAUAUGAAAGAAUAUGCAAAUUUAGAGCAAGUAACAUUAUUAAAUGGUGAAACCGUUACAUUAAAACAAUGUUUAAUUAAAGAGAUUGCAAAUAAUCCAAACAAUAUUGAAUCACAUAUACUUUUAUUCACAUUAAUGGAUCAUUUAGUUGAAGAUACUGUUGAAAUUUUUUAUUACGUUGAUUCAUUAACAAAUGAGGAAUUUAAACCAACUUUUGAUCAAUUGGAUAUUAAUAUCGAUGCAGAGGGUGUCACAAGUAAAAUGAUUGGCGAGGAUAAGGUUUUAGUUAAAAAAUUAAGAAAAUUAGAUUUACUUUCAAAUGUAAUGGCAAUUGAUAGAUAUAAUGCAAGAGCAUUAGAUAUAUUAAAUUUUAUAAUGAUGGAAGGAAAUCCAGAAAUUUAUAUUGGUAAACAUUUAUUAACAACUUAUGAAGUAUGUCAUAAUAAUUAUAUAAUUAAUAGAGACCACGAUCCAUUAUCAAUCUAUUAUUAUUCAGAGCAAUUAAAUCCAUGGUAUGCAGUUUUUAUAACUGAAAGAAGUGAUGAAGUUUCAAAAUUAUCAUUAUUAGUUGAAGGUAUUAACAAAUUCCCUGAUUUUCCAAAUUUUUAUUUUAGACUUGCAUCAAUUUUAAAUAAUGAUUAUCAAUAUGUUAAAUUUAAAAAAAGUUCAAAUAAUCAUCAUGAUGACGUUGAUGGUAAUGAAGAAUUUAUUGAAAUGAAUAGAAAUGAUUUAUUAAGAACAGGAUUUAAUUUAAUUAAAGAAAGAAUAGAAUUCUAUUCAAUGGCUGAUUUGGGUGAGUAUUAUUAUGAAUUUGCUCGUUAUUUAGGUUUGAAUGAUACUGUAAAAUUUGUAGAUUUAAAUGAUACUGUUGAAAAGGAAUUUACUAGAAAACAAUUAUUUAUAAAAUCAAUUGAAGCUUUGGAAGGUUCAUUCGAUGUACCAAUUCAUGAAUUGUUAUUAUUAAUGACACCAGAUGAAACUGUAACCAUUUAUGGAAAACCUCAUUCAAUAAUUGAUGUAGCUAACAUUCCACAUUAUAGUGGAACUGUUGAGAAAGUACUUGCAAUUGUCUAUAAAAAUCAUAAUAAUAUUGACCAAUUUAAAAAGUAUAAUGAAAUAUAUUUAAAAAAAAGGGUUAAAGUAAUUGAAAAUUUCAUUUCAGCAAUUGAAAAUAGUCCUAUCGUCACUAGCAAUUACACUGCCUUGGGUACUAUUAUUGAAAAGGAUGAAAAGGUCACUAUAAAUGGUAAACCAUUAGGAAGGGUUGAUUUAUUCCUUUGUGCAAUUCAAUCAAAUCCAAAUGAUACUGGUCCUUAUCAUAAAUUAGCUAGAGAAUUGCCAUAUAUUGAUUCAACGAUUACUCUAUUAGAUGGUACAAUUAAAAAUAAAGUUAAUUUACAAGCUGAAACAUUUUUAUAUAAUCCACAUUCAUUAUAUGAUUAUGCAACUCAAUCAAUUCCUCAAUUUGGAAAUUUUGAUGAUGCAUGGAAAAGUUGGGCAAUGAGAGAUUGUCUAUCUAAAGUGAUUUCAAUGGAUCCUCUAUACAAAAAUGCUUAUUUAAAAUUAGCUAUUGAAAUGCAUAACUAUUCAAUAGACGAAUGUCAAAUUCCAUCACUUACAAUCGGUACACCAUUCAUUUAUUUUAAAGAUCAAUUAAAAUUGACAAGAAAACAAAUACUAAUUAAAUAUUUAGAAUUAUCUCAAAUUGAUUUUGAAUUUGAUCAAACUGAUAAUUUAUUAGCAUGGUAUUAUUUAUCAUUAGAAAUGGAUAUAAAAAAUAAUAUUGAUACUAUUGAUAAUGUUAAAAAUAAAAAAGAAGAAAUUCAAUUUGGUAAAACAAAGAAACAAAUUUUAUUAUCAAUAAUUGAAAAAGAUGAAACAUUCUCAAGAGCAUAUAGUGAGAUAUCUUCACUUUUACCAAUUGAAACUAGAUAUGAUCAUGUCAUUGAAUUUAUGGUUAUGGCAAUUAAAGUUGAAUCUGAUAUUAAUAUUAAAUCAAGUCACUAUUAUAAACUAUCACAAUAUUUAAAAGAUAAUAAUGAAAAAGUUAAACUUGAUGAUGGAUCAAUCAUGAAUAAACAACAAUUAUUAGUCGAAUCAAUUGAAUUAAAUCCACGUUCAAACACAAAUAAUCAUUCAUUUGCUUAUCAUUCAUUAGCAAAUUUAUUAACAAAUCCAACUGAUACUAUUGAAAUAUUUGGUAAACAACUUAAUCAAAGUGAAUUAUUUGAAUUGGCUUUAAUCAAUUCUCAAAACUUUUCAGAUUCUUUAAAAAUUAAAUCAAAUCAAAUUUUAAAUGAUACAAAAAAUCUUUUCUUUUAA
Molecule: messenger RNA, 2898 nt
Organism: Dictyostelium discoideum AX4
Lineage: Eukaryota; Evosea; Eumycetozoa; Dictyosteliales; Dictyosteliaceae
Exons: 1
Coding region: 1-2898 (965 amino acids)
Source: RefSeq, a predicted model, not a curated record